UCUUCAUAUUGUUCAAUAUUUGAUUUAGCAACUAAUGAACAGGUUGAAAAUAAAAACUCAAUCCAAUCAGAAAUAAAAGAAUCACUCGAAGUUAAGCAAAAAUUCCUCGUAUACGUUUUAUCAUUUAAUUUAACCGUUGAUGAUACCAUGAAUGGUUUUAAGUAA
Messenger RNA from Trichomonas vaginalis G3, 165 nucleotides. RefSeq lists its product as uncharacterized. The annotation marks the transcript as partial. The record is from RefSeq and is a predicted model, not a curated record. Lineage: Eukaryota; Parabasalia; Trichomonadida; Trichomonadidae. The transcript has a single exon.